Molecule: messenger RNA, 884 nt
Organism: Aegilops tauschii subsp. strangulata
Lineage: Eukaryota; Viridiplantae; Streptophyta; Magnoliopsida; Poales; Poaceae
Source: RefSeq, a predicted model, not a curated record
CGUAUCUCUUUCCCAGCUCAUCCGCCUCAUCCAAGCAAGCAAAGCCGAAACAGAACAAGGAAAGAAACGCGCCCACGAGGAAUUCCGGCGUCCUCUUCCCGCAAGCCCUAGAAGCCAUGGUCCGUGGAGGCCGCAGGUGACCGGCGCCGGUAGCAAGAGGCGCCAGGAGGAGCGGUGGUGGUUGUUGAGGCGCGGCAAGAUGUCGGUGCGGAUAAAGGCGGUGGUGGACAGGUUCGUGAAGGAACUCAAGGAGGCGCUGGACGCGGACAUCCAGGACCGCGUCAUGAGGGAGCGCGAGAUGCAGAGCUACAUCGAGGAGCGCGAGCGCGAGGUCGCCGAGCGGGAGGCCGCGUGGAAGGCCGAGCUCUCUCGCCGCGAGGCUGAAAUUGCGCGGCAAGAGGCAAGACUGAAAAUGGAAAGGGAGAAUCUGGAGAAAGAAAAGAGUGUCCUGAUGGGAACUGCUUCGAAUCAGGAUAACCAAGACGGAGCCCUUGAGAUCACAGUCAGCGGUGAGAAGUAUAGGUGCCUGCGCUUCUCCAAGGCGAAGAAGUGAGGCACCGCUGCCUCCUUCCUGUUCCCAAAUAAUCAGGUGAUUGAACGCCACAUGAGAUGAUGCCUGCCUGCCUGCCGAUCGAGUGCAGUAACAUGAAUGGCUUCCAAUUAUCAUCACAGUAUAGGAGCCAUGUUAGGUCCAGCUUCUGAUUGCCAGCGUCGGUUCACUUCGAAAAAACAAUUAAGGAGAUUGCUUUUCUUUUCUCUUCCCUUCAGAACUCGGGGCUGGAGCUAUCUGUUCUGCCCCCAGUCGAUAAGUUUUUGUUUCCAAUUUUCUGUUCAAGAUUCAGUUGUGCUCCUAGAAUUUAAUUAUUUUCAUGUGACCUUGAUUA